AUGUGGCGCUUGCGGGCACCGGCGCCGGUCCUCGGAGUAGCUCGCAAGGCGCGUGCGAGAGAGCACGGCCAGAACUCCAAGAGCAACUGUAUCUUCGGUGCUUUGCUUCAGUUCUGGGCGAGGGCGCAAAAGCUUGACCUGCAGGCAGCUCUCCACGGCGAGCAUGUGUGGUCUCGGCGAAGCUUUUGCCGGCGUCAUGUGAAUGGCUCUGCCGAUGAGAGCGCUGCAGUGGUGGAAUUUGUUGCACGCAACCUUCGGUCCAUGGAUUCUCUGCCAGCAGUGACACUGACCUACGCUCAAAGUCUAGAUGGGUCCAUUGCUGCGGCUGGCAAUGAGAGAGUGCUAAUCAGUGGCCAGCAGAGCAUGGCCAUGACGCAUCGGUUCCGCACGAUGCAUGAUGCUAUAUUGAUAGGGGUGGGAACCCUUCUUGCGGACGAUCCACAACUGACUGCACGACUUGUUCCAGGUCAGAGCCCUUUGCCAGUUGUCUUAGACUCGAGGCUACGGUCACCAGUGACCUCCCGCCUCGUAGCAGGGGCUGCAGACAGAGCUGCAGCGAGAGCUGCGGAUGGCGCAGGGCUCGUGAUCGUGACCACAGAGAAUGACGGUUGCGUGAAGAAGCAAGAGCGUUAUCAGGCGCUGGCCUCCAUCCCUGGCGUGCGCCUCCUGGCUGUCCCUGAAAGGGACGGCUAUGCCUCCUUGCAGCACACGCUGAAUGCUCUGCGCAAGCAGUUCGGCUGUGACUCACUGAUGGUCGAAGGCGGUCGAGCUGUCAUUGCCAGCUUUCUGACCAACCCGCAGCUUGUCACCAGCUUCGUGGCCACGCUAAGCCCCAAAUUCCUUGGUGGUCUGGGUCCCUCUGCCAACCUCCAGAAUUCUAGAGACGCUCUUAUGAGCCUUCACGAUAUGCGAAGCUGCACGGUGGGAGAAGACAUCGUCGUGUACGGCGCCCCUGCGGGAGAUGGCAAGCCUUCGACCCGGAUAAAAGCUGCGAGCCAGCAGCCCGAGCCAGCCGAGCACGUCGAGCAUGUCGAGCACGUGAGCUUACGGAGUAGCUGUCGGAUGUGGAUCGAGGCAAUCGAUGAUGAGUGCGAAAUGAAGGUCUACAGCACAAGCAAGCCGGGCCAAGAGAUCGUUGCCUUAAUCAAGGGCCAAGUGGCUGGAGCGGAAGCUGUCCCGGUUCGAGUGCACUCAGAAUGCUUCACCGGCGACGUCUUGGGCUCGAAGCGCUGCGACUGCGGACCCCAGCUUCACAGCUUCCUCCACACCCUUCAUAUGGAGACGAGAGGGGUGCUGCUUUACAUAAGAGGGGAUGAAGGCCGCGGUAUCGGCCUGGUCGACAAGAUACGAGCUUACGAGCUCCAGGAGAAAGGUCUGGACACAGUGGACGCCAAUCUUUCGCUGGGUCUCGCUGCGGACCUGCGGACCUUCGAGGGCUCGCGGAAGGUGCUGGAGGGGUUGGGUGUGCGGUCCAUCCGGCUCUACACGAACAAUCCAGAGAAGGUGGAAGCACUGCAGCCCCUGGCAUGUGAGGUCUGUCCUAUGAACUCCACGCCCAACGAGCACAAUAUGGAUUAUCUGCUCACAAAGCGAAAUAGGAUGAACCAUAGAACUCUUCUUUCGGAGCUGGCAACGGAUAAGGCUCCCGCUCCCAGCCCCCAAGUCUUGUCACAGGACAGGCCAUUUUGA
This is a messenger RNA of Symbiodinium sp. CCMP2456, 1689 nucleotides long. NCBI's taxonomy places the organism in Eukaryota, Dinophyceae, Suessiales, Symbiodiniaceae. The record is from the annotation of a GenBank genome assembly.